AUUCAGUUCAGUCGUGCUUUCGAUUUCGUUCGGUUCGGUUCGCAAAAACUAAUCUCAUCUCUCCGGGUCCGGAGCAGUUUGAUUGCUGUCUGCUUCUGCUGCUGGCUGAGGGCAAGGGCACCGCAUACCUACAUCUCUGACACUGUGCAGUGGGAAAAAGCUGAGAAGAACAGGUUCCUCUGAACGGUGGUGCUGAUAGUGGCUCCACUAUCACCUUGAUUUGCAAGUCAGUGUCUCAAGUGUUGUGUCGCGCAAUUUCGCAAAAUAGCAGAAAGUUUGGUGACACUUUUGAGUCCCACGCGGAAAGAGGAAAGUGUCCUCCCGCUCAGUGUUGGUGAACCGAUUAAUUUGGGAGGUUUGAUUGUGCCCGACGCGGUUGGCUUGGCUGAUAAGUGGACACCAGUGUUGGUAAAUUUCCGCGACUGAAACAGUGUCCCAAACGACAGAAAGAAGUUGGUCAAAAUUUAUACAAAUUAGUUGUGAUCAUAAAUCAGCUGUUAGUGAAGUGGUAGAGCUGCAUGAUGUCAUCCAAUAACAGCGUUGACUUGCUAGAGGAUGGCGCCUUCGCCGCCAGCAAAAACAGUUGGAAUCGGUACUAUUCCAACAGCGUAGUCCAGCCUCUGCUAACUGAUCUUUACCAGAUAACGAUGGCCUACGCAUACUGGAAGUCGGGAAAAAUAGACGAUCAGGCCGUGUUUGAUUUGUUUUUCAGAACCAACCCUUUUAAUGGCGAAUUCACAAUCUUUGCCGGGUUAGAAGAGUGUCUGAAAUUCAUGGAAAGUUUCCACUAUUCGGAAACAGACAUAGAGUACCUUAAACAUGCUCUCCCACAGGGAAUUGAGGAGGAGUUUUUCGAAUAUCUCAGCCAGCUAACCGCAAAAGAUGUCACACUGUUCGCCCUAAAGGAGGGCUCGGUUGCAUUUCCCAGAGUCCCACUCAUCAAAGUGGCUGGUCCACUGAUUAUUGUGCAAUUACUGGAGACAACCCUGUUGACCUUAGUGAAUUACGCUAGCUUGAUGGCCACCAACGCGGCUCGGUAUCGCAUGGUUGCCGGGCGGCACAUCAACCUGCUCGAGUUCGGCCUCCGACGAGCGCAAGGGCCCGACGGAGGUCUUUCCGCAUCCAAGUACGCCUACAUCGGUGGAUUCGAUGGCACGUCCAACGUGUUGGCGGGCAAACUUUUCAACAUACCGGUGAAGGGUACCCACGCCCACGCGUACAUCACCUCCUUCACCGGCACCCAGGAGCUGAAGACACGUGUACUGGCGCACAAGGAAACCGGGGACAAACGCGACCUGCUGGAGCUGGCCGUCGAACACCGGGUGCUGCUGUCCAAGGUCCUGGACAUCUCGACGGACGAAUCGAGCGAGGGCGAACUGGCCGCGAUGGUUUCCUUUGCGAUUGCCUUCCCGAACGGUUUCAUGGCACUAGUCGACACGUACGAUGUUAAGAGUGAAAAGCACGACACAAAAAGUACGCUCCUAGGCGACAACGGUUGCCUGCUAGAUAUGUCCAAUUGUGACCCGUGUUGUCCCCUGAUCGGUUUCGACUCUAGCCAGACGACGAUGAUGACGACACCGACCGUAUUGACUACAGACGAUCCGGACGCCGACACUGCCCCGGCCGACGAAGAUCCGGCCGAGGCACAGCAAACCGAAUUGAACGAAUCGGAAGAGCGGGAAGACUCUGGUGGGCCAGUCGAUAGUAGUACUUGUUAUUAUUGUUCCGGUGGAAUGGCGCGUGUUAACGACUAUUGUGAGAACGGUAAUCUCCAGCAGGGCGAUGAUACUAAUGAUGAUGCUAGUGCUACCGAUCCACCAGAGGCGGACACCGAAAAUGCCCACCAAGGGUUAACCAACGGCAAUGGGCUGAUGUCCUCGGAGAUGAAUGGCGACGACGGAGGCGAGGACGAUGGGAUGACGCCGCCGCCCAUGUGUGCCAACUGCGAGGCCAACGCACGCAACGCCAGGGGCUGCGUCAUCCGUCAUCUCAAGUCUGUCGGAAAGUGCUUCAGGAGCGGCUUGCUGAAUUUCUGCGCAGUGGCACUGGCGCUCAACGAUCAGGGCUACCGAGCGGUGGGUAUCCGCAUCGAUUCCGGAGAUCUGGCGUAUCUCAGCUGCCUGGCGAGGGAAACCUUCGAACGGAUAAGCGAGCAGUUCAAGCUGCCCUGGUUCAGUAAGCUGACUAUCGUUGCAUCCAACGACAUCAACGAGGAAACUAUACUGAGCUUGAACGAGCAAGGUCACAAAAUUGAUUGCUUUGGAAUUGGAACCCAUUUGGUCACAUGUCAACGACAGCCGGCGCUCGGCUGCGUCUACAAAAUGGUCGAGAUCAAUGCGCAGCCGCGCAUCAAGCUGAGCCAGGACGUGGUCAAGGUGACGAUGCCGGGUAACAAGAACGUGUUCCGUCUGUACGGCGCCGACGGGCAUGCCCUGAUCGAUCUGCUUCAGCGGGUGGACGAGAGUCCACCGGAAGUCGGCCAGAAGGUGCUCUGUCGUCAUCCAUUCCAGGAAUCGAAGCGAGCCUACGUCAUUCCGACGCACGUCGAAGCCCUGUACGAUGUGUACUGGGCGGACGGGCGAGUGACGCAGGCGAUGCCCUCGCUGGAGGAGGUACGCGACCGUGUGCAGAACUCGCUCAAAACGCUCCGGCAGGAUCACAAGCGUACGCUGAACCCCACACCGUACAAGGUUGCCGUGAGUGACAAUUUGUACAACUUUAUCCAUGACCUCUGGUUACAGAAUGCUCCGAUCGGGGAACUGUCAUGAUAAGCUGGUACGUUACCUCGGGGACCAUCGGUGCAUAUAUCCUCUUUUAGUCAUUCUGAGUAUGCGGUACACAUAAUUUGUAUUUGAGGAUGCCAUUGUUAUGCAUCGCAUUCCGGUUCUGAAUGCGACACGUUUUAGAGAUCAAACUUCCCGAGCUUGGACAAAUCCGAAAACCAUCCAACUGUGUGAUUGUGAAGCCCAUAUGGAAGCAAAAUUUUAAAAAUUUGUUGGAAUUGUAAAAGUGAAACAAAAAAAACAGUUACUCUAUGCACAAGCCUAGUGUUUAACAAAAAGAACAACAUCUUUGUAUUUAUAAGCAGAUAAUAGUUGCAGGCAGGCUAACAAGAGCUCAUAAAAACGGUGGCUGUUGUUUUGGUAUAGUGUUCAGUACAGUUUAGAAAUCGGAGAUAAAAGAUAACGGAUAUUUCUGAAUGGAAGCUUAUUUUUAGAAAUGAAGCAUUGUGUAAUUCAAUACUAUCCACAUAAAUACUGAAACAAAUUUAGAUCAUUCCGAAACUGUAGCAAGCUGUCUAACCCAUCCUUUUUUGAGCGCAAAGGCAGCCAUCGUAAACAGAAAGUACAACAGAGUUUAAGUGUAGUGUUAUUUUUGAUUGUUGUAAUCGUGUAGGAUUCAGUUUUUAUAAGGUUUUAAUCCAGUGUUAUUUAUUUACUAAAACUUACAAAUCACGCGAGUAGUUACAAGCCAUUGUACGUAACAAAGCCCCAUAUUUAAAACGUUUCACUUACUUCAGCAUAAAACACAACGCAAUGUGCCUUAGACAGGGUUCACCAGAUUCAAAGCCAUAAACACUAAUCCAAAUAUAUUAGCUCCCAAAAGAUCUGUUACCUACAUUUCAUACUGCUUGUUUACCUUUGUUUUUCAAUUCUGAGAAAUAAGCUUUCAUUUUAGCCUAUAACACACUUUCUCUACGUUCCACCACUUAUUUAUUUUUAUUUUCAAUAGAUAUUUUUUAGAUUUUGACAAAAAUUAAACGUUAUCUCAAACUUUUUUGCAAUGGAACGAACUAUUGUAGAAAAUAGUUGAUCUUGAAAAAUAUAUAACCCACAAUAACAAGAAAAUACAACCAGAUUCUUGUUAAUAGAGUACCAUGUUGGAAAAUAAACCAGAAGAAUAAUAAAGAGGUUGAUACUUACAUGCA
This is a messenger RNA of Armigeres subalbatus, 3928 nucleotides long. RefSeq names its product nicotinate phosphoribosyltransferase (gene Naprt). The coding region runs from base 519 to 2768 and encodes 749 amino acids. Gene Ontology annotation, cellular component: cytosol. NCBI's taxonomy places the organism in Eukaryota, Metazoa, Arthropoda, Insecta, Diptera, Culicidae. Gene Ontology annotation, biological process: NAD+ biosynthetic process via the salvage pathway. The record is from RefSeq and is a predicted model, not a curated record. Gene Ontology annotation, molecular function: nicotinate phosphoribosyltransferase activity. The transcript has 11 exons.